GGCGGUGGCGGCUGUCACUUGGCGCCAACAGGGGGACGUGCGCCGGGAUGGGAAGCAAUGAGGACGAGGCGGACAUUGACGACAUCCUAGACAUGCUGUCAGACAUGGAGGACGAAGAGGAGGCCGGCGGUGGUGGCGGCGGCGGUGGUGGUGGCGGCGCUGGCGCUGGCGCUGGCGAUGACGACGGGCAGGAGGCCGGUGACGACGACGAGCAGGAGGUCGACGACAUCCUCGGCAUGUUUGACGACGACGCGCUUGCGUCGAGCUCAAGUGCUGCAGCCUCGAGUGCAGUGUCAGUGGUCCUCAUCGAGGAUGCAGACGGCGAUGGCGACGUUGACAUUGACGACAUCCUGGACGUACUGGACGACGUGGCCGCCGAGCCGGAGGCAGAGCCGGAAUCAACAGAUGGAGAGCAGGAGGGGGAUGUGGUAGGCACUGACAACGGCGCCGCUUCUCCCGAGCUGAUGCUGGAUGGCGAGUUGGCGUCGAUGCUGGACGCGAUAGGCGCCGGUGAGUCUGGCCCGCUGGUGCCGCCCGUUCUCGAUUCGAGCUCAUCGGUCGACGUGGCGCUCGACAUCGACGCACUGCUGGCGGAGAGCCUGCGCGGCGCCGUGGACGCGCCAUCAUCGACCACCGACUCAACCGAUGAGCUGGAACAAACAUUGCGAGCAUUUGAGAGUGGGCGAGUGGCCAAUCACGACCUCGAGACCGACUCGGACGCGGCUCUUCACGGCGUUGUCGGCGAGACGCUCGAACACGAGAUGGCUGAUGCUUCGUUUGCGGCCUUUUUGGACGCGCAGAUCGAGGAGCUUGGCGAGUCUGGAAACGUGGAGACACCGGUCAUUCUUACCGUGGCUGCCUCGGCCGACAUUGCUUCGCCAGAACGCGAUCCGUUUGCGAUCCUCGCCGAAUUGGACCCAUCGGACGCGAGUCUCACGACACUAUCCGAGACGUUGACCAGUGCGGAUGCCUCGAGGGGCUCGGCAGACUUUGAGGUGAGCGAUGAGCACUCGUCGUGCUCGACGUGCCACACCCGGGCCGAUGCGCUGCUAUCGGAGAUGUUCCCGUCGACCGACACUGCCUUGCAGGAGUCUGGCGAGCUAGCCGGGGCUGGUGAGUCAAGCGGCGACUGGGUGGAGGACGGGGAAGGGCUGUUUGAGGGAGAAGGUGAGGUCGAGUAUGUUGAGGAAGUGGUGUACGUCGACGAGGACGGCGAUGUGGUGGAUGCGGAAGGGGUAGACGAGGGCGAGGUCGAGUAUGUUGAGGAAGUGGUGUACGUCGACGAGGACGGCGAUGUGGUGGAUGCGGAAGGGAUGGACGAGGGCGAGGUCGAGUACGUGGACGAGGUGGUGUACGUCGACGAGGACGGCGACGUGGUGGAUGCGGAAGGGGUGGACGAGGGCGAGGUCGAGUAUGUUGAAGAAGUGGUGUACGUCGACGAGGACGGCGAUGUGGUGGAUGCGGAAGGGAUGGACGAGGGCGAGGUCGAGUACGUGGACGAGGUGGUGUACGUCGACGAGGACGGCGAUGCGGUUGAGCAGGAGCCUGAACCCGAAACAAGACUAGAGCCCACUCCCAAGUCCUCUCCCGAGCUCGAGCUCGAGCCCGAGCCCGAAUCCAAGCCCAUACCCACCAUAUCCUUCUCGACCGACGAUGUUGCGCAGCUACUCGCCGAGCCGAGCGUUGAGAGCGACGACAUGGUUUCUGGCUCCAACGAAGAGUGCAGCGAGCUCUCGCUUGGCGAUCUCGUCACCAUCACGCCUUGUCCGCGCACGCCUAGUUCAUCGCCGCCGCCGUCGCUCUCUCCAGUCCCUCGCCAACCGCCGUCAGCAUCGUCUUCGCCAGAACCCGAGGCACAGCCGCCGCAAUCGCUCCUCCUCGAUCUCGCGAACGCGCACACCUCGGCCUCUCCAGCAUCGGCGUCGGCAUCGCCAUUGGCAACAGACAAUGACACGCCAUCGGCGCAGCCGUGGCACACAGUAGAGUCGCAGGCUGCCGCCGCCGUCCGCCGGCUCGACUUUCGCUCCCAAGGCUCGCUCUCGCUGGAGCAGACCGAGUACCUGCUUGUGCUUCUCAAGUACCCGACAAGCACCGCCCCAAGCGAGGCAGUGGCCCUCACCCGGACUGAGUCACGUCGGUUCACCAACAGCGACGCGGUCAGUGUCGUCAUGGCUGUUGUCGCUGCCUUUGAUCCCUCAGUCGUCGCCGCUCUCCACGACGGCAUCGACGAGCUCGAGCACUCGGGCAAGCUCUACGAGCUGGAUGAUCUCACUGCCCAUGCCAGCCCCACGCCGCCGCUCACGUCGUACGACUACGACUACGAAGAGGUAUGGACCGAGGUAUCGGUCAACGAGACUCCGCUCUCAUCCGCCAACCCGCCACAGCCUGCAGCCGGGAUCCAGCCCGCGCGUGAGGUCGCCGUCCAGGCCGCUCUCGAUCCGCCGCCGCCACAGCGUCCGCCAGUCCGCAGGCCGCCCUCGCUACUGUAUCUUGCCGAGCAGCAUGCGCGGCGCCGCAAGGCCGAGGCUGCUGCCGCCGCUGCGCUCCGCGAAGCCACGCUCCGCACGCUCCAGCUCGCAGACACCGAGGCCGCCCUCCAGGCCUCGGCGCGCAGGCAGGCCAUCCUCGAGCGUGAGCUGCAGCUCUCACAGCGGAUCCUGGCGCAAACGCUGCCGCCGCCGCGCCCAGUGCGUCCAGCUUCAGACUCAGUGCCUCCAGUCCCGGAGCAAGCCCGCCGCGCCGGCCUGCCGCCGAUCCCGUUUACCGCCGCCGGUCCGCUCGUCGUCCGCGAUCGCAAGCGCUACGGCCCUGACGUCCGGGUCACGCAUCCGCUCUGGCCACAAGCCGCCGCUGAGGAAGAGGCUGAGCGUCGCCGGCGAGCCAACAACAUUGCCCGCCGAGCAGCGCUCAUCGCCAAGGUCGAGACGCUGGUGGGCACCAGGCAGAGCGCGGCCGGCCAGCGCUGA
This is a messenger RNA of Thecamonas trahens ATCC 50062, 2966 nucleotides long. RefSeq lists its product as uncharacterized. Bases 48 to 2966 code for a protein of 972 amino acids. Gene Ontology annotation, molecular function: electron transfer activity; heme binding. The transcript is spliced from 2 exons. Lineage: Eukaryota; Apusomonadida; Apusomonadidae. The record is from RefSeq and is a predicted model, not a curated record.